Gambusia affinis (western mosquitofish) is the source of this 1666-nucleotide messenger RNA. It is a transcript of the gene tspan36, whose product is annotated as tetraspanin 36. The record is from RefSeq and is a predicted model, not a curated record. Gene Ontology annotation, biological process: protein maturation; regulation of vascular endothelial growth factor signaling pathway; protein localization to plasma membrane. NCBI's taxonomy places the organism in Eukaryota, Metazoa, Chordata, Actinopteri, Cyprinodontiformes, Poeciliidae. The transcript is spliced from 7 exons. Gene Ontology annotation, cellular component: membrane. The coding region runs from base 256 to 987 and encodes 243 amino acids.
UCCCCAGGAUUGUAACAAUGCCAAAUCUGUUGCUAAAUCUCGAUCAGUUCCCUCAGUGACCCCUCCCCUUCUCUUGAAUCCCCUUACAGCAGUCAUGUGACCAUGUGAUCACAGUCAGCGCAGUCAGCCAGUGAGAAGGAAACUUGUGACUGCGGUAGAAGCAGCUGGAGCGUGGCCUCUUACUGCGAGAUUAAAGAAAAGGGAAAGAAUUUACAGGACAGCUCUCCUUCAGUCUCCUCGGUUCUGUCUGGCAACAUGGAUUGCGGCAUUUGUACGUCCAAGACCAUCCUCCUCUUCCUCAGCUUGCUGUUCUGGGGUGCCGGAGCAGCAUUGGCCUAUGUUGGUGCCUACAUAAUCAUGAGCUAUAAAACCUUUGACAGUUUUGUGGCGGACAAGCAGUCUCUGAUCCCCGCGGGCAUCGUCAUCAUUACCAGCGUGGUGAUGGUCGUCAUCGGCCUGGUGGGAUGCUGCGCCACGCUCAGAGAGUCCAAAUUUGGCCUUGGCUGUUUCUUUCUGGUUAUCGUGAUAGUGUUUGCAGCUGAAGUGACUGCUUUGGUGUUUAUCUUCAUUUACCAAAGCAAAUCAACGGAGAUAAGUCAGGAGCUGGAGCGCUCGAUGAAUGAGACCUUUGUAAAGUAUGAUGGAACCGAUCUUAACUCCAAAGCUGUGGAUGAUCUGCAGUCUCAGUUGAAGUGCUGUGGAGUCAUCAACUACACCAGCUGGUUCAACACCCCCUGGUAUGAAAAAAACAAAACUGUACCUCUGUCUUGCUGCAUAAACACAACUCAGUGUUCCGGCCAACCCAGCCAGUUGUAUCAAGAGGGUUGUGUGAAAAAACUGGAGAAGUUCCUGCAUGAUGUGUUGAAUUAUGCCAUGCUGGUCAUCCUUGGGUUUGCCAUCAUCAAGUUCUUUGGGAUGCUGAGCGUCUGUGUGAUAACCUGUAGAAGUGGCAGUCGGAGGAGUGGCUAUGAGCCUCUUUAUGCCUGAGACGCUUCAUGGACGUCCCUGCUCAUUUUCCUCAAAGGGGUCUGCAGACUGCUUCUUCUGCAUUGUAAACAACAAUCGGUUCCUUCUACACAUCUAAAGUUUAUCUCAAUAAUCGUACCUGCAAGUCUGAAGAGGAUUAUAUGACAGCAUGCCUCUUCAAACUGUAACAAAAUUAUAUGUAGCUCCAUCCAUGUAUUGUUUUGAGUGCAUCUACUUUCAGUUCACUUUCCAUGAAGUAGAGCUACUUGUGCUGUCUAUAUGUCUCUUUGCAAACAAAUUAAGAAAUGGAGUCUGUCUGAAAUGCUUGAAUUCGUUUGAACUGUUUAUUGAAAGCCUUACUUGCCCGAUGCAGACUCUCCCAUUAGAUGUGAUGUAAAGAAAACUGUCCGACAGUGAGGCCUCUACUUUCACUUGUUUAUCUUUAACCCUUCUUGCUUUUCUGCAUCGUGUAGAUAAUCCUUCAAAGAACAUUAUUCAGUGAAUGUACCUUAGUAAAUUACGUCAUUAUAUCUUUGAAGUUGUUUGCGAUACUUAACCAAAGGGUUUAUUGCCUUAUUUAGGGAUCUUAAAGCAAACUGAAUGGAAAAAUAAAACAACUUGUCUUUUUCUGGUCAGUUAACUGUAUGGAGAAUCUUAUGUUUAUUAUAUUUCUAAAUUAAAAGGGUAAAUAUUUCACAGA